UCUCUCGAACUCAUCUGGAUCUUCGAUUCACUAUUUUAACGCUUUUCAACGAUCUGGAUCCGCAUCAUAAAGAAAAAAGACUGAAAGGGAAAAUGUCCAGCUCUGCCUUCGAUAAAAUGGAGAAAUACUUCAUCCAACGGCUCAAAAUGCCCCUUCAUAUCAUUGAGGUUAUCAUGAUAAUAGUGGCUAUUAUUCUGGCAGGUGUUCGUCUCACCACUAUUACUACAAGGACAAGGACAGACAUGAUGGCUAUAGCGAUGGGUGCCAAGUCGCUUGUCGUUAUUGCGUAUCAGCUCUUGUCAGAGCAUGUGGCACAAUGGAAGAGAUUUGCAAGUCUGAAAGCCAACCUGAUCCUCAACGCCCUCGAGAUUGUUUUCUGGGCCGCGGUGGCAUUCAUGGCCAUCCAAUCGAAUACUAGGUCGUGCAAGGGCGCCAGCUGCGGUCUUGGUUGGGGAGUCCUUGUUAUCGCCAUUUUGAUCAGGCUAGGAGCAGCGAGUCAUCCCACGCCCAUCUCCGCAGUGUCCAUGGACCGGCUCCUCGAAGACAUUCUUCUUCUCGAAGACACUCUUCUCAAAGACACCAUUCUCGGAGACACUCUUCUCAAAGACACACAGGCCCGUAGAAUAUAUCAGCGUGGAAGUAUACGGGUGUUUCUCAGAAUGCUCCACAGAGAGGUUAUCGAUGGUUUGGGCUUGGCAUAUGGACGAAUGGUCUUGUCGUGUCCCAAG
Molecule: messenger RNA, 728 nt
Organism: Clonostachys byssicola
Lineage: Eukaryota; Fungi; Ascomycota; Sordariomycetes; Hypocreales; Bionectriaceae
Source: the annotation of a GenBank genome assembly